Messenger RNA from Hyla sarda, 4980 nucleotides. RefSeq names its product APOBEC1 complementation factor (gene A1CF). Bases 75 to 1853 code for a protein of 592 amino acids. The transcript has 12 exons. The record is from RefSeq and is a predicted model, not a curated record. Gene Ontology annotation, molecular function: mRNA binding. Lineage: Eukaryota; Metazoa; Chordata; Amphibia; Anura; Hylidae. Gene Ontology annotation, cellular component: nucleus.
UGCUGGUGGUGAUCUCUGAAAUUGCUCAGUGAGCACUCCUAAUUAACCUGAUUUAUUGCUGAUAAUCACUCACAAUGGAAUCAAAUCAAAAAUCCGGGGAUGAAAUGGCGGCCACCCAGACACAGAAGGAAGCCUCACUGCGCACUCUGAUUCAGCGUACAGGAUAUAGUUUGACUCAGGAAAAUGGACAAAGAAGAUAUGGAGGUCCUCCUCCUGGGUGGGAUGGCCCACCUCCUGAACGAGGAUCUGAAAUCUUUGUUGGCAAACUUCCCCGUGAUCUUUUUGAAGAUGAACUUAUACCAUUAUGUGAAAAGAUAGGAAAAAUCUAUGAAAUGAGAAUGAUGAUGGACUUCAAUGGAAAUAAUAGAGGAUAUGCAUUUGUAACAUUCACUAACAGACAUGAUGCCAGAAAUGCAAUUAAGCAGCUCAAUAAUUAUGAAAUACGAAAUGGAAGAUUGCUAGGGGUCUGUGCAAGUGUGGACAACUGCAGGUUGUUUGUUGGUGGGAUCCCAAAGACCAAAAGGAGAGAAGAAAUCUUAGUUGAGAUGAAAAAAGUCACUGAUGGAGUCAUAGAUGUAAUUGUUUACCCCAGUGCUGCCGAUAAAACAAAAAACCGAGGGUUUGCCUUUGUAGAAUAUGAAAGUCACCGGGCGGCAGCUAUGGCAAGGCGAAAGUUAUUACCAGGACGCAUUCAAUUGUGGGGCCAUCCAAUUGCUGUGGACUGGGCAGAGCCAGAGGUUGAAGUAGAUGAAGAUACAAUGUCAUCAGUUAAAAUUUUAUAUGUCAGAAAUCUUAUGCUUACAACUGCAGAAGAGACAAUAGAGAAAGAAUUCAACAACAUCAAACCAGGAGCAGUUGAACGUGUAAAGAAAAUUAGAGAUUAUGCCUUUGUACAUUUUAACAAUCGUAAUGAUGCAGUGGAAGCAAUGAAUGCAUUAAAUGGCAAGAUUAUAGAUGGCUCUCCCAUAGAAGUAACCUUGGCCAAACCAGUAGACAAAGACAGUUAUGUAAGAUAUACGAGAGGAACAGGCGGGAGAGGAGGGGCCAUACAAGGAGAAUAUACAUACACAAUAGGCCACGUCUAUGACCCCACUACAGCAUACCUUGGAGCACCUGUAUUCUAUGCGCCACCCGCCUACACUACAGCCAUCCCCAGCUUUCAUCUUCCUCCUGCCAAAGGCUAUGUCACCAAUCGUGGUCUGAUCCGACCUCCAUCUGUCAGAGAAAUUUACAUGAGUGUACCUGUAGGGGCUGCAGGCGUUAGAGGCCUGGGAGGACGGGGAUACCUGGCAUAUACUGGCCUGGGCCGUGGAUGUGUGGGAUACCAGAUGAAAGGAGACAAGAGAGAAGAGAAACUCUAUGACAUUUUACCUGGAAUGGAAUUGACACCUAUGAGUGCCGUUGCUUUAAAACCACAAGGCAUCAAACUGGCACCACAGAUUCUGGAAGAAAUUUGCCAAAAGAACAAUUGGGGGCAACCAGUUUAUCAGCUUCACUCUGCACUUGGUCAAGACCAAAGACAGCUGUUUCUGUAUAAGAUUACAAUUCCUGUCCUGGCUAGCCAGAGUCCUGCAAUACAUCCAUUUACACCUCCAAAACUCUGUAUAUCAGUGGAUGAAGCAAAAAAUUAUGCAGCAGAGUAUACGCUUCAGACCUUGGGGAUUCCGACUGAAACGGCAGAACCACCGACAGCCUUUGCAGCAUAUGCCAUUGCCACCUCCCCGGCUGCAGUGGCCGCCACCCAACUGAAACAAGCUGUGGCCUUGGGACAAGACCUUACAGCCUAUGCGGCUUAUGAAGCCUAUCCUGCUUUUGCUGUGGCAGCUCGAGGAGAUGCAUAUGGAACAUUCUAAGAAUUCCCUUCGUUCCAAGUAGAAAACCAUUCUGUGUGCGGUGAAUGUGAAUGAGAGACUGGGUUUUUAAUCUUAUUUUAUUGAAUUUUAUUUCAUUUCUUCUGCUAGCCCCUAUGUCAGUAGUCUGUCAUGAAAGGGUCUACAAGUUAUUCAGUCCAUAGAUUCCUGGUGUGAUUUUAUACUUUAUGUUGGAAUGUCCUCUUUUUCUCAACAAUGAUUUUCUUGACACUUAAAAAUAUUAUCCUGCAGGCCAAGCCUUGAAGACUUUGGAGGACUUUAAGCAUUCAUAAAAUGUUAUUCAUAAAAACACAUAUUUUAUGAUUAUUAGGUUAAUAAUAAUCUUAUGUCUACUUUUCACCGUUAUGUCUAUAUUAGGGAUCGACCAAUUAUCGGUAUGGCAGAUAUUAUCGGCCGAUAAUCACGAUUUUGGCCAUUAUCGGUAUCUGCAAUUACCUUGCCGAUAAGCCGAUAAUGCCCCGCACCGCUAAAAAAUAAGUGCUGAAUUCUGAUUGGUUCCUCUGGACAACUGCUUCAGUUUCGAAAUCUGUCUAAGUUUAUAGUAAUAUUGUUAUGUUAGUUUUUAUUUUUAUAUGGAUUAGGUGUGCAUAAAUCCAAUUCAUUGGACUUUAAAAGGCCAUACUUAAAAAAAGAAGAAAAGAACAGUACAACAUGAAUAUUACAUGGACCAUUAAACAACCUCCAUAUGAGAAAAAAGGGUACAGUAUAGUACUGGACUAAUGUUGCCAAGAGGUUAGCUCUAUGUUUUAUCAUGUCACCAGUACAUUUAGAAGAACACUGGGUAGAUAUUUGCUAAGGCUAGGUUCACUUCUGUGUCGAAAGCCCUAUUGCAGAUCCUGUUUAAAUAUUGGGGCAAAAAACACCACAAGCUGUAUUUUUCAUUUUAAAAUCCAGAAAAUGAUAAACACCAUGCAGAAAUCUUACAGACCCCAUUAGAGUCGAUGUGAUCUUUCGGGAUCCGUUGGUGUCUGUCAUGCAGUGAACCAUUCAUCUCUGUUUACUCCACUUGAACAGAAUUUGUGACAAUGGACCUGAAUGGAGCCUCGGAUGUGUGACCCUAUCCUAACACCUGCUGAUGUUCUUUAUCGAUUUCAAUGCUACUUCAAAGAAUGCAAAAUAAUCUAAUAAAACAAAAACAAAUGUUUUCCCUUCUGCAUCUAUCAAUGAAAAUAGAAUUUAUUAAUGUAAAAAUGCAUCAGAAUUCCCUCAUGUUUAAAAUAUAAUACAUUCUUGCAAAAGUAUGUUAUGGCACGCCAGUCAUGCAUAUUAUUGGAGUAAAAUGGCUCACUAUAGGAUCCUCACAACAUAGCACUUCUGUGUGCAGAGAAACUGUACAUCAGCACAUAGGGUCUGUAUGGGACAGUAUAAGGCUGGGCCACCAAAGUUAUACCGGGAAUGGGAGGACUACAGUACCCAGAAAGAUUAUCAGAAUUAGGGUUAUUUAGUUUAGAAAAAAGAAGGCUUUGGGAAGACCAAAUAACUAUGUAUAAAUAUAUCAGCAGACCUUAUAGAGAACUCUCCCAUGAUCUAUUUAUACCUAGGACUGUAUCAAUAACAAGGGGGCAUCCUCUACGUCUAGACGGGGGUUCUAAGAGCAGUGAGACUGUGGAAUUCUCUGCCAGAGGAGGUGGUCAUGGUGAACUCUGUAAAAUAAUUACUAAGGGGUCUGGAUGCAUUUUUGGAGAAUAAUAACAUUACAGGUUAUGGAUUCUAGAUCUAUAUGGACAGAAGGUUGAUCCAGGGAUCUAUUCUGAUGCCAUAUUUGGAGUCAGAAAUGAAUUUUUACCUAGAGUAUGAGUUUUUGUUUUUGCCUUCCUAUGGAUUAACUCAGUAGGGACUCAUUAGGGUUAUAGGUUGAACUUGAUGGACACUGGUCUUUUUUCGACCUUAUGAACAGUGUUACUAUGUUACAUAUGUGCGGCGUCCGGCACAGUUUCCCUCCAGCGUGCACAGGAGGGAAACUGAUGCCAUAACUGAUCCCAUUCAUUUGAAUGGGACAGUUCACAAUCAUCCAGCAUUUCAAUUUUGAUGCCAGAUGUUUGGACACACCAGAGGACACCAGACAGGGGAACACAACGGCGUUCCUCUGUUCGUUGCCCAGAAACAAUGGAUGCCAUACAACUGAUGACAACUUGUCAUCAGUUGUGGCAUUAGUUGCGUCGAGAUUUAGGCUGAGUUCACCUAUGCUGCAUGCAGGACAUAUGUGAACCCAGCCUUACAGACCCACGAUCACUCUUUGUGCUACCAUAUGGUACCUUCAUUACGUACCACAUUCUACUAGAGAAGAAAUAUUUUGACUAACAAUACCUAUGUAAUAUGGCAUUAGAUUGAUGCUGUAUUUUAUCGAUCAAUUUUAAUAGCAGUUUUUCAAAACUAAGAAACAAUAUUCUACCCAAAAAAUAGUGCAACAUAAGUUGGCACACAGAGUCCUUAUAGUACACACAUCAGCACACAUCUGUGCCAAGUGUCUGAGCCCUAAUACCCUACCAUACCAACAUUCAAGUCUCUGUACACCUGUUAAAGCUGAAAACACAAAAAAACUUGAAAUUAACUGUAUAAAAUAGGUAACUAAAUAUUAGUUGUUCUUUAUCGUUAUGUUUUUUUUUUUUUUUUUAUUGACUUGUCCUGUUUCGGGGGAAUAUAUUGAGCAAUGAAUGUGAACUUAACCAGAGAAUGACCAGCCAAAGUUUAAAGUUUAAACAAAGCUUAAAAAAAACAAAAAACAAAAAAACUGUAUUGAUUCUAAGGUAUAGGACAUUACAAUGUUGUUGGCUGGUCUCUCUUCUUGCAUUCGGAAAAUAACAGCAAAGGUAGCAGUAUUAAAAUGUGCAUGAAGCACUUAAGUUUGUAUAGAUGUUUGUAAAGAACUGUCAUAUUAUGAAUAAAAGGCAAUUCUGUUAUCAAAUAAAAAGAUGUAGCUAUCGUCAAUCUAAUGUAUCUGUAUGGAAAUAUGUGAUUAUGAAAAAUUAUUACAUUCAAUUAUUAAUUGCAUUAUUAAAUGAAAAUGAAUAAAUGAUUGUAAAUAAUAAUUUUAGAUGCCUUUUUACUUCAUUUGUGGCAUAUACUGAUGUAUCAAAACUAGAACUUUAACCGUUAAAGUAGUUUUCCC